ACCACUCUCUCUCUCUCUCUCUCUCUGUAUUUAUAUAAAGUAACCGAAAAAAGAAGAAAGGGAUGAUGAAAAUUAUUCUGCCAUGAAUGUUUCCUUGCUUGAGCCACACCCAUCUCUCUUGCUCUUUUUGAAAGGUAAUUCAUAAUUUCAUAGCCCAAACGAAACUGAACUACCAAGCAAAGCAGUUCAAGACAUGGUUCUACUCCACUAUCCAUGAGUUCUUAUGUCGCUUACACUCUACACCGUUGCCUUAUUUGUCCCACGCAGUUUUAGGACUUUUGUUUUUUCACUCAAAUUUUGAUCGUUUCCACCAGAGCAACAAUACCCAUAUUCCCCACAUUUCGCUCUUGAGCUCAAAUGUCUGAGAAACCAUCUGUGCCAGACCUUGAAGCCAUGCCAGUUUCUGGACUUUUUAAGAAGUUGAAGCGCUUGAGACUCUUUGAGCCCUCCGUGGGUGUUCUAGGAUUCGUAAUUGUUACUGUCGGCGUGAUUUGCUGCUUCUUCUACUUGGAUUACAGAACAGUGGCUAAAGGAUUCCUAUUUCCCGGUCAGUCAGAGAGGUUCGUGUGGUUGAAGAUCAAAGGGUCCGGUGAGGAUCAAAGGGUUGAGUUUCUUGAACAAAAGGGUGGCCGCUGUGAUAUAUUUGAAGGGGAUUGGGUGUGGGAUGAGAACUAUCCGUUGUAUCAGUCCAAAGAUUGCAGAUUUUUAGAUCAAGGAUUUCGUUGUUCUGAGAACGGGAGACCUGAUUUGUUUUACACCAAGUGGAGAUGGCAACCUAAAGAUUGCAACUUGCCCAGGUUUGAUGCAAAAUUGAUGUUGGAAAAACUGCGAAACAAAAGGCUAGUAUUUGUUGGUGACUCAAUUGGGAGAAACCAAUGGGAGUCCCUCCUUUGCAUGCUCUCAUCUGCAGUUCCUAACAAGGAUUCAAUCUAUGAAGUAAAUGGCAGUCCGAUUACAAAGCACAAGGGAUUCUUAGUGUUUAGGUUCAAUGAUUUCAACUGUACGGUGGAGUACUACAGGUCUCCGUUUCUUGUAUUGCAGAGCCGGCCACCUCCGGGAGCUCCGCAAAAGGUGAGGACAACUUUGAAAUUGGAUCAAAUGGAUUGGAACUCUGUGAAUUGGAGAGAUGCAGAUGUGCUGGUCUUAAAUACAGGGCACUGGUGGAAUUAUGAGAAGACCAUAAGAGGGGGUUGUUACUUCCAGGAAGGCGCAGAGGUAAAGAUGGAUAUGAAAGUUGAACAUGCAUAUAGGAAGUCCAUAGAGACUGUGGUGCAUUGGAUACAAACUAAAUUGAAUUCAAGCAAGACCCAGGUUUUUUUUCGCACGUAUGCCCCUGUACAUUUCAGGGGAGGGGAUUGGAGGGCUGGGGGAAACUGUCACAUGGAGACACUUCCAGAGCUGGGAUCCUCGUUAGUGCCUUCUGAUUCUUGGGCGCAAUUCAAAAUAGCCAAUGCCAUGUUAUCAGCUCACAUAAACACAUCAGAAGCAGUGAAAUUUGAGAUGUUGAAUGUAACCCAUAUGAGUGCAAGGAGAAAAGAUGGGCAUUCAUCUCUAUAUUAUCUGGGUCCUGAUACAGGCCCUGCACCUAUCCAUCGUCAGGAUUGCAGCCAUUGGUGCCUGCCUGGAGUCCCUGACACUUGGAAUGAGCUACUCUAUGCGCUUUUCCUUAAGCGCCAGGCUACUCACUCCUGGAACUCAUCAAAGUAAUCAGGUGUAGGUAGAUCGAUGAAGAAAGCCUCUUAUUUUUAUAUGCUACAGAGAAUUAUGCAAAAGAAAGAGACUAAAGAAAACAACAGAUAGUGUGUCAGAUGCAUGCAAGAGUUUUGCAGUGAGGGUCGCAAGGCUGUCUCAGAUUUUGAUGUUGAUAGAUAGAUGGGAUUCUGAGGAUAUCAGAUUUUUAGGUAGAGAAGAGAAGUCCAAUUUCAGGUUCAGAUGGGUGAACAAGGAUUUCUGGAAUAAAGAGUUCUGAUACUGUAAAGAAACAUUCACACAUUGGAUAUUCAUUGGGAUUAUAUCAGGUGGUAUAAGUUCAUUUGGGAAAAAGAUACGUAAUUUACCAAAUUUUGUCUAUAUUUUAUGAUUUGUAUCAAAGGACUAAACGUUUAGUUCCUUAUUUUUUUUUU
Alnus glutinosa is the source of this 2123-nucleotide messenger RNA. Its product is annotated as protein trichome birefringence-like 10. Gene Ontology annotation, cellular component: Golgi apparatus. The transcript is spliced from 4 exons. Gene Ontology annotation, molecular function: O-acetyltransferase activity. The record is from RefSeq and is a predicted model, not a curated record. The coding region runs from base 358 to 1707 and encodes 449 amino acids. Lineage: Eukaryota; Viridiplantae; Streptophyta; Magnoliopsida; Fagales; Betulaceae.